Messenger RNA from Trematosphaeria pertusa, 1748 nucleotides. RefSeq lists its product as uncharacterized. The transcript is spliced from 2 exons. The record is from RefSeq and is a predicted model, not a curated record. Lineage: Eukaryota; Fungi; Ascomycota; Dothideomycetes; Pleosporales; Trematosphaeriaceae. Bases 48 to 1586 code for a protein of 512 amino acids.
UGUAUACAAAACACUUCUCCCCACCAUACAAAUCCACUACAGGCACUAUGUCAACGACCCCACCCACCCGUCCAGUCGAAGCAUCCCAAGGCGAGAGGGGCUUGCAUAUAGCGUUGCUCAACACCGUUGAUGAGGCGACACAUUCUCAUGACUCUCGCACGGAUUCAGGAAACCGGGACACUCGCAACGGCGCCGCGGAGGUGUCCGUUGCAGGUUUAUCAUUGAGCGACAGUACCGGCGUCCUGACUCCAAAAGAGCAAAACGAAGUCAUUGAUCCCCACGGUGAUCUGCUCUUCACCUUUACAUCUGGAAUCGACGAGCAUACAUGGCAGGUGAAUUCUGCUUGCAUCCGCCUAGCGAGCUCAGUCUGGGCCCAGCAACUGCACGCGCUAUCUCCUGCCAAAAACAAAGAACUACAAGAGCUCCACAUCGUCUCUCCGGACGUCUCUAGCCGCGUUAUUGGAUGGGCACUUCACGCCGCACACUGCCGGCAUUCGGAGCUCCCACUAUGCAUCGCAUUCUCCCAGCUCGUGCAAGUCGCCGACGCCUGCGAGCGCUACGCUCUCUACGAGGUUCUGCAACCCUAUUUCAAGAAAUGGGCCGAUCGCUGGUUGCCGCACCUCGGGAAACCAGGCUAUGAACUCUGGCUCCUUGUUGCUUACAACCUCGGAUACGUCGAUAUCUUCGAGCAUCUCACGCUGGAAAUGGCACUGCAGAUCUACGUCUCCGACGGCGAAUACUUCAUUGGCGGCUUUAAGCUCCGGGGCUCGAAACUCGAAGGCCGCGUGCUGGAUAACCUGCUUCGUGUACGGAACGAGUACUUGGAGUGCUGCGUCUCCCUGUUCAACCAAUUCAUCGAUUCCUAUUUGCGCGACCAGCUCGCCUGCGACUCUCCAACACACGCGAGUGAAUGCACGGCUUUAGCGCUGCGCUCCCUGCUCAAAGAGCUCAACGCGCUCGAUAUCUGGCCCAAGCGAACGCAAGCCGAGGAGAUCUGCAGAAGCGUGAACGACUUGCGCUCAACACUGGUCCAGAAAUUGCAAUACGGCUAUCGAGGACACAAUGCGUUCCACGAGUGCACAGGCCCAUGGAUUCUGGAGGACCUGUACCUCCCCUGCACAUACGAAGGCAUAGCUGUGAUCAAAGGGAACAGCGAACUCUAUUCGCAGCUGCACAAACGCCACGCUGACGACGAGGAGGAGCCCUUGGUCUGGGGCUACGGUGCAUGCGCACGCUUGGGAUUUGUGGAGCGCGACUUCCUGGCUUACGAAGACGCCGAAGAUGAUUUGGGGCAAGACGUAGACGGGGAUUACGAGUGGGAGGACGAGAGCAGUGAGCCAGGAGAAGAGUAUCUGGUCCAUCGCGAGUUUAUCGCGGACGAUGAACCGGUCUAUGAGUGUUCCUCCGACCUAGAGACUUCAGAGACUCCAAGGGACACUCCGCAGCCCUUCAGCUUCCAAACCUCUCCAUUACGACACCAAGGAUCUCCCCUACGGCGAUGUAGCAUCGGGUCAGGUUUCGAUCGCGCUCACUGCAGCACAACAAGUAGCUUGGUGGGUGGGACAGAGUCCGAGCAAAAGAAUUAGGCAUGCGGCGACAUGCAGGCGGGGAAAAGAGGGCUUGAACAGGCCCGAAUAGAUCAUUCACCUCGAGUAGCACUUAUACUAGCUUAGUAGUCUGAACUGGCUAUGGAAACAUGCUUAGAAAUGCUGCCUGUUUUAUCCUACUUUUGUCGGCUGAAAGACGGG